Molecule: messenger RNA, 2289 nt
Organism: Centropristis striata (black sea bass)
Lineage: Eukaryota; Metazoa; Chordata; Actinopteri; Perciformes; Serranidae
Product: proliferation-associated protein 2G4-like
Exons: 13
Coding region: 90-1268 (392 amino acids)
Source: RefSeq, a predicted model, not a curated record
CGGUGCAGAGAGCAGCGUGGUCCAUCCUGUGACUGACUGACACCCGCCGGGGAGAAAAGUUACUCUGAGUUCGCGGACACACUGCCAACAUGUCUGGAGAUGACGAGACACAGGAGCAGACCAUCGCUGACGACUUGGUGGUCACCAAGUACAAGAUGGGGGCCGAGAUAGCGAACCAGGCUCUGAAGGUGGUGGUCGGGGCAGCUAUGACAGGCGCGUCCGUGCUCAGCCUGUGUGAAAAGGGAGACGCCUUCAUCAUGGCAGAAACCGGGAAAAUCUUCAAGAAGGAAAAAGACAUGAAGAAAGGUAUCGCUUUUCCGACUUGUGUGUCAGUUAACAACUGUGUAUGCCAUCACUCCCCACUGAAGAGUGAAACUGAUGUCAUACUGAAGGACGGGGACGUUGUCAAAAUUGAUCUGGGUGUGCACGUUGACGGCUUUAUCUCAAAUGUGGCUCACAGCCUCGUUGUUGGAGUGACCAAGGACAACCCUCUGACUGGACGGAAGGCUGACGUCCUCAAAGCAGCUCACCUCUGUGCCGAGGCUGCUCUGCGUCUUGUUAAGCCAGGAAACCAGAACACACAGGUCACAGAAGCCUGGAACAAGAUUGCAAAGUCAUUCAAGUGCUCCCCUAUUGAAGGCAUGCUGUCCCAUCAGCUCAAACAACAUGUGAUCGAUGGGGAGAAAACGAUCAUUCAGAACCCAACGGACCAGCAAAAAAAGGACCACGAGAAGGCUGAGUUUGAGGUGCAUGAGGUGUAUGCAGUUGAUGUGCUCAUCAGCACUGGAGAGGGGAAGGCAAGAGAUGGAGGUCAGAGGACCACCGUUUACAAACGAGACCCCAACAAGGUGUACGGCUUAAAGAUGAAGACAUCGCGGACAUUCUUCAGCGAGAUGGAGAGGCGCUUUGAUACAAUGCCGUUCACUCUGAGAGCAUUUGAGGAUGAGGGCAAGGCCAAGUUGGGCGUGAUCGAGUGUGCCAAGCAUGAGCUUCUGCAGCCAUUCAACGUGCUGCAUGAGAAAGAGGGUGAAUUUGUUGCUCAGUUCAAGUUCACCGUGCUGCUCAUGGCCAAUGGACCUCUGCGAAUCACAAACAGCCUCUUUGAGCCAGAACUCUACAAGUCUGAGCAUGAAGUGGAGGACGCAGAGCUGAAGGCUUUGCUUCAAAGCUCAGCCAGCCGCAAGACUCAGAAGAAGAAGAAAAAGAAGGCCUCAAAGACUGUCGAGAGCGCAACUGGACAGGCGAUGGAGACUGAAGCUGCAGAAUAAAUUUCUCUGACCCAAAGAACAGACGUCACGAAUCCUUCUGUCCCGGCUGUCUGAGGCACUUGCGGGCAUAGCCGCUGUGAAUACCUCUGAAUCUAACUGAUGUCAGUCUGGGAUAAUGAUGCUGCUCCUAAAUUCAGUCACUCCACCUAAAAAAAAAAACUAAAAAAAACACACACACACACACGCCUACAUCCCUAGUAAAUGUCACUGUCCUUGAGACAACCUUCUUCUCUUUAUCAGUGGACAACAAUUCUGCUACAAAAGAGGAUAUAUUGUUCGAGGGCGUAAUACUCACUGGAACAUUUAACUAUUCGACUGACCUUGAGCCUUCGUCCCCUUUCUUCUUUUUAGUGAAAGAUAUGGAAAAUAAAAUGAGUUGGACAGAGUGGCCAAGGAUGAUGAAUGCACUGUGUCAGCGUAAUCGUGUGGCAUUUAGAUAACUUCCAUGAGGUCAUGUACCUGAAGCCAUGCCUUUUGAAAUGAGGGUUAACUCGUCAUGGGCAGAAAUUUGUAACACCUCUUGAACCAUGAAGUUAUAAGCAUGACAUUAGUCAUUACUGUUGAUAUCAGCAUAAGUACUGCAUUUAUACUGCUCUCGCUUUAGGUCCGUCUACUAGAACAAUGUGUACGCUUAUAGGAAUCUGCUGUAGGUUACUCAGCUAACAAUUUCUAAAACUGACAAUUUAAGACGUACUGGUUGAGUAACUUAACUAGUAAAAAAAUAAUUUCUCAGUUGUGGAUGGUCUAACUCCUGCCAAGGGUUCAGCAUUCAGUCUUCUGGUGCCACCAGCGAGACUGACAGUCUGUGUUUACAUAAGAAUUCCAUACCUAUUAGAUUUAUGGAUGCUUUUGUAAAACAAAUCCCAAGUUUCAGAGACUAUUUUUGGAAACAUUAAAAAGCCACCUGACAUCAUUUGUGUUGUUGUGUUUUUGUGUGUAUUGAGCCGAUUGUCUUGAUGAGUGAAAGCGUGUUUUCAUGAAACAUUUCAUUGUAAAAUUAAAAAAAUAUCAGCCUACUUGA